Molecule: messenger RNA, 408 nt
Organism: Didymella exigua CBS 183.55
Lineage: Eukaryota; Fungi; Ascomycota; Dothideomycetes; Pleosporales; Didymellaceae
Product: Aegerolysin family protein
Exons: 3
Coding region: 1-408 (135 amino acids)
Biological process (GO): symbiont-mediated hemolysis of host erythrocyte
Source: RefSeq, a predicted model, not a curated record
AUGGCAUACGCACAGUGGGUGGUUAUCCAUAUCAUCAACAGUUUCCGUCAAGGAACGAUCAGCCUCAAAAACGCACAAGCCAUGUGGGGCAAAUUUUACAAGAAUGGCAACAAAGAUGCCGAGAUUGGCGCUGGUGAGGUCAACGAGACGACCGUUGCCGCGGGUUCUGAAGCCGAUAUUUCCUCGUGCGGUCGCUCUGACGCCGCUUCUGGCACCGAGGGCAAGGUUGACGUCUUUGACGGCGAUACCCAAGUCUGCACGAUCUACUGGAACUGCCCCUGGGGUUCCAAGUCGAACGACUUUCAAAUCCAAAACCGCAACAACGAUUACGGUAUUACCGUUGGUGAAUGGAACAGGGACUCUGGUGCGCUUGGCAAAGUGGACGUGGAUGUCUCGAAGAAGGGAUAG